CGCUCUGUACGCUCCUUGGUCAGCGCACGUGUAUAAAUAUUGAAGAGUUGGUUUGCUGUUUAUUUCUCACAAAAUGGAUGUUGUAAAGGCAGUUUUGGAAAAACAUCAAAAGGAAUUAGACAAAUACAAACCAAUUACUGUGGAAAAGCAUUUAGAAUGCCGCAUCGAUGUAGGCACACUUCUCAUCACAGAUCCCAACGAUUUAGAUGACCGGCAGUUGGCCGACAACAAGGAAGAAUACCUGUCCGCGCUAACCCGUGAUAACACACAGCUACUGGUGAAUGCCAUUUGGGAGCUGCCAACCGAACGUGUUGAUGAGAGCAUUGUGGCAAAAUUACCUGAGCCAACGACCGUGUUGCCGCGCCUACGCAAACCUCCUGGUCCACGUCCUCUGACGAAGUGGGAGAAGUUCGCGAAGGAGAAGGGCAUCACAAAGAAAAAGAAGGAUAAGAAAACCUACGAUGAUGUCCUGGACAAAUGGGUACCCACAUACGGCUUUAAGCGUGCCGAGGCUGAAAAGGAUAAGGAGUGGGUGCUGGAAGUGCCCCAGAAUGCGGAUCCCAACACAGACAUGUUCCAGAAGAAGAUCGACUUGCGCAACGAGAAGGUGGCUAAGAACGAGAUUCAACGUAUGAAGAAUAUUGUGCGAGCCAAAAAGAUUGAAAUGCCACGCAGUGGAUAUCUAGGCCCAGAGGCCGCAUCCUCCAAUCAACUGCUUACGGCCGUAACGGUGGCUAAAUCCUCUACCGCAUCAGUCGGAAAAUUCCAGAGCAAACUGCCCAAAGAAAAGGAGGCCCGUGGUCUGGGUGUUAAGGAGCUCAUACCAGGUGGCAAGCGCAAGGCAUCUCAUAUCACAGCACAGCCCGAGCGGGAGGCCAAUUUGGAUCUUAUUAAAAGCGUGCUGAAUAAAAAGCCCAAACUGGAUGUUGAGAAGGCGAUAUCGCUGCAAAAACAAGAUGAGCGGAUGGAGCGUGAAGCGGAUAGCGCGAACAAACCUGCGAAAAAAGGCGGCAAGAAGGGCAAAGGCAGUCGCAAAGCAGUGGGCAAGAAGCCCAAGGGCCAUCAAGGCCAGCGGGCGCCAGGCAAGAAGGGUCAGGCCGGCCGCAAACGUCGCUAAAUCAAAAUUGGGAGCUUUCACUAGGACUUUUUAUUAUAAAACCACACAAUUUACAUGAUAAAUACAAUGAUAAUAUUUAAGCCA
Molecule: messenger RNA, 1201 nt
Organism: Drosophila navojoa
Lineage: Eukaryota; Metazoa; Arthropoda; Insecta; Diptera; Drosophilidae
Product: ribosome biogenesis regulatory protein homolog
Biological process (GO): ribosomal large subunit biogenesis; ribosome biogenesis; endonucleolytic cleavage in ITS1 to separate SSU-rRNA from 5.8S rRNA and LSU-rRNA from tricistronic rRNA transcript (SSU-rRNA, 5.8S rRNA, LSU-rRNA)
Cellular component (GO): preribosome, large subunit precursor; nucleolus; nucleus
Molecular function (GO): protein binding
Source: RefSeq, a predicted model, not a curated record